This is a messenger RNA of Jaculus jaculus (lesser Egyptian jerboa), 1044 nucleotides long. RefSeq names its product leucine rich repeat containing 69 (gene Lrrc69). Lineage: Eukaryota; Metazoa; Chordata; Mammalia; Rodentia; Dipodidae. The transcript is spliced from 8 exons. Gene Ontology annotation, molecular function: protein binding. The coding region runs from base 1 to 1044 and encodes 347 amino acids. The record is from RefSeq and is a predicted model, not a curated record.
AUGGCUGAGAGAUUGCUGGUAAGAGCAUUGAAGGGUGGUGAAAGCACUAAGAUCAUUACUUUGAGUGGGAAGAAGAUAUCGAAGAUGCCCUCAACAUUAGGGAAACUGACUGGCCUGAAGACUUUAAACCUUCAAAACAACCAAAUCUCUAACAUGUGUCCAGAGAUAAUCUUCUUGACCCAGUUGUCAUUACUAAAUCUUGGAAAUAACCUUUUAAAAGAAGUUCCAGAAGAAAUGAAAUACCUUACUUCCCUGAAGUGGCUUCAUCUAUUUGGAAAUCAGAUUUGUAGCUUUGCAUCUGGAACAUGUGAUGGAUUACAAAACUUGAUUCUGCUUAAUCUGAAUAACAAUCAGCUUACAAGGCUUCCUGAAGAAAUUGGCAGGUUAAAAAGUCUUAUGUAUCUAAGUUUAAGUUACAACAAGCUAACCAUCAUUCCUAUAGAACUUUGCUCCCUUACGGAUCUUUCUGAACUUAACCUAAACUACAAUCAACUUGUGUGCCUACCUGAAGAGAUUAGAUUCUUGAAGAAACUUCGUCAGCUCUUUCUGGUCAGCAACAAUAUUGAAGUUUUGCCAGAGGGAAUUUGUGAUCUUAAACAACUAAGAAUCCUUGACAUAGCAGGAAAUGUUAUCCAGAUAUUUCCACAAGGAUUUCAGGAUCUGAAGUUGACCGAAUUCUACUGUGAGGGAAACCCACUCUUCCUGAAGCUGCCAGUUAUUGCUAAGCAACCCAAAGACAUUUGGACCCUACGGGAAAUAACAGCAAGAUUUAUCAUCAGUAAGCUAGAAGUAGAAGAUCCUUUCCUAGUGCAAGCCAUAGAAAGUUAUCCAGAGAUCAAGGACAAAAUCUCUCAGGCAAAGAGUUGUGCAAUAUGUGGAAAUCCUUUUCUAUCUGAAUGGCUGGAAUGUGUUCAGUUUGUUCCUCCAUCAAAGACCUGGAAGACAAGCAAAAAUCUAGACCUGGUGCCUCUUCGAGUAUUACUUUGUUCUCAUCAAUGUUUUGAUCAGCGUAGCCCUGACCUCUUUGGAAUUGUUAAUGAGUAA